AUGCAGGCAGCGAACCGAGCCCUUGGAUCGUAUGGAUACUCCGUGCGCAGUUACGCGCCGGCCUCGCUUCACCAGCCGCUCCCGGGGAACCAGUGCACCGGCAAACCUGUCAGCGGAAAGUCUUUCACUAUUGACGCUUUGCUGGCCAAGGAGGACACCAGCGCGGACCGGGCCAGCCCCACCGAAGUCAAGUACCACCACCAUCCUGCGGCCCAGAUGCUGCCGCUCAGCGGCCACAUGGGUGUUCCGAUUUCGCCGAGCUCGUACGUGUACUCGCCUCUGCACUCGGCGGUGCACGCGCAGCCUGGAUACUCCGUGUACUGUUGCCCGCCGUACAGCUACCAGACGACGUGCCGCGGCUUUUACGCACAAGCUCCGAUGUCCAAAAUGAACACAGGACUGCACUCUUUCAAAAGCAAAGGUGGAAAGUCGAAGCGCAUGCGCACCAGCUUCACCAGCGAGCAGCUGUCCAGGCUGGAGAAGGAGUUCGCCCGCCAGCAGUACAUGGUCGGCUCCGAGAGGUUCCUGCUGGCUUCAGCUCUGCAGCUGACAGAAGCUCAGGUCAAAGUCUGGUUCCAGAACAGACGCAUCAAGUGGCGCAAGCAGAGUCUGGAGCAGCAGCAGGCCAAGCUGGCCAAACUGGGUCUGGCUGCGCCCCCGAAAAGCCCCGGGUCUCAGGGCAACGAGGGGGAAGAAGACGAGGAGUUCUCGGACUCCUCAGACGUGGACAUUGAUGUGUCAGAUGACUUCUCUGACCACUGCUGA
This is a messenger RNA of Synchiropus splendidus (mandarinfish), 765 nucleotides long. RefSeq names its product notochord homeobox (gene noto). The transcript has 3 exons. The record is from RefSeq and is a predicted model, not a curated record. Gene Ontology annotation, molecular function: DNA-binding transcription factor activity, RNA polymerase II-specific; DNA binding. The coding region runs from base 1 to 765 and encodes 254 amino acids. Lineage: Eukaryota; Metazoa; Chordata; Actinopteri; Syngnathiformes; Callionymidae. Gene Ontology annotation, biological process: central nervous system development; regulation of DNA-templated transcription; neuron differentiation.